CAAGUCUCUCCUCCAGUCAUCUUUCUCGAUCCUCACGCCAACAAAGUGUUCCAUUCCCGGGACAAGUCGGUUCCCCUCCAUGCUGCUAAGCUUCUCUCCUUUCCUCGCCGCAACGGAACAUUUGGGGGCCACCUGAACGUUCCUACAUACUUCCUAAGUUCCUACACUUCCUGCUUAGGCUUUUUCUCGCACUUGAACGAGAUCGCGGAGGGAUUUUUUUACGCCUUGAAUCACUUCGAAGAAAACCAAAAUAGCGUCAAGCAGCGAUGGCAGGUUUGAACUCUCUGGAUGCUGUCAAGAGGAAGAUUCAGUGUUUGCAGCAGCAGGCGGACGACGCCGAGGACCGGGCUCAGGUCCUCCAGAGAGAGCUGGACGGCGAACGGGAGCUCCGGGAGAAAGCGGAGGGAGAUGUUGCAGCUCUGAAUCGUCGCAUCCAGCUGGUGGAGGAGGAGUUGGACCGGGCCCAGGAGAGGCUGGCCACAGCGCUGCAGAAACUGGAGGAGGCCGAGAAGGCUGCGGACGAGAGUGAGAGAGGGAUGAAGGUGAUAGAAACCCGAGCCAUGAAGGACGAGGAGAAGAUGGAGAUCCAGGAGAUGCAGCUGAAGGAGGCCAAGCACAUUGCAGAAGAGGCCGACCGCAAAUACGAAGAAGUUGCUCGCAAGCUGGUCAUCCUGGAGUUAGACCUGGAACGAGCCGAGGAGAGGGCCGAGCUCUCUGAAUGUAAAGCCAGCGACCUGGAAGAAGAGCUGAAAAAUGUCACCAACAACCUGAAGUCCUUAGAAGCCCAGUCCGAGAAGUACUCGGAGAAAGAAGACAAGUACGAGGAGGAGAUCAAAGUUCUGACUGACAAACUGAAGGAGGCUGAAACCCGUGCAGAGUUUGCAGAGAGAACCGUGGCCAAGCUGGAAAAGUCCAUCGAUGACCUGGAAGAGAAAUUGUCACAUGCUAAGGAGGAGAAUCUGGGUAUGCAUCAAGUCCUGGACCAGACUCUGCAGGAACUGAACAGCUUAUAAACGCACACGCACACACCCCCACGGAGAAAUGUUGAGACGUAACAUUCCAUUUAAGUUGGACUCCGUAAUAAAAUGUGUCUUCCCCGUGCAAAGGAGGAUGAAGUUAAUAUCCCCUCGUGGUCUUUUUCUUGUUUUUUGUAAGGAGAAACUUUAGUUGUUUUUUUAAGACAGGAAGUUAAAGCACACUCGAGCUGCACCAAUGUUAGUCGAGUCGUAAGAAACACACAAGCACACGCAGAUAAGGUUGUUGGGCUCGUGUGCGUCUCCUGGUGGUGAAUGCAGGUAGUGAACAGGCCGUGCUGUCCCUCAUUGGAGGAUGCAUCCUUCAUUCAACACGAGCAGCUUCAUGAUCAGGCCCUCAGUAGUACACUAACCUUUUUUAUUCUUUAAUUGCAACAAUGUAGCCUUUUGUCUUUUUCUACCCUAAAAUAUCGAUGCCAUGACCUGAUCGAUCCCCAAACCACGAAGCUUGAUGUGUGUCGUACUGUAGAUCACGAACCUUCCAGACCAAAGAAACUUGCACAACACCUGUAUUUGUUCAUGUCACCUCAUGCUCUCAUACAACACCACCAAGUGUCAGCUAAUAAACAUGCUGUGACCUUU
Molecule: messenger RNA, 1616 nt
Organism: Dunckerocampus dactyliophorus (ringed pipefish)
Lineage: Eukaryota; Metazoa; Chordata; Actinopteri; Syngnathiformes; Syngnathidae
Gene: tpm4a
Product: tropomyosin 4a
Exons: 8
Coding region: 267-1013 (248 amino acids)
Biological process (GO): muscle contraction; actin filament organization
Cellular component (GO): actin filament
Molecular function (GO): actin filament binding
Source: RefSeq, a predicted model, not a curated record